AUGAAGCUCUCCAAAGUCGUCGCGCUCGUUAGCUUGCUGGGCACUUCGGCGGCUGCUCCCUCGCAGCAAGACUCUUCCCAAGGGAGGCCUUUGAAGAAACCCAACUUUCUCUUCAUCCUGGCAGACGACCUAGAUUACCAAUUGAACUCCCCAGCCUAUAUGCCCAACACUCUGAGUCGUGUCAAAGACAGAGGCGUAGAGCUAACCAAUCAUUUCGUCACGACAGCCUUGUGCUGUCCCUCUCGGGUCGCGCUAUGGACUGGCCGCCAGGCCCAUAACACCAAUGUCACCGACGUCAAUCCACCUUGGGGCGGGUACCCUAAAUUCGUUGCGCAGGGAUUCAACGAUGACUGGUUCCCUGUGUGGAUGCAGAAUGCUGGAUAUAACACCUAUUACACUGGAAAGCUCAUGAACUCUCAUAGCCUUGAGACGUACAAUGAUCCGUUUAUCAAAGGUUUUAAUGGGUCGGACUUCCUUCUUGACCCGUACACCUACUCCUACUAUAACUCUACCUAUCAACGCAACCAGGAGCCACCAAAGAGCUACGAGGGCCACUACACGACGGAUGUGAUUUCCGAGAAGAGCCUGGGGUUUCUUAAUGAUGCGCUUAAGAGCGACCGGCCAUUUUUCUUUGCCGUCGCUCCAAUCGCCCCGCAUUCUAACGUUGACAACUUGGAAGAUGGUGCUGUAAUGACAGAAGCAGUUCCGGCACCCAGGCACCGUCAUCUCUUUAAAGAUGUCAAGCUGCCGCGGAAACCCAACUUUAAUCCAGUUAAUAACACCGGAGUCAGUUGGGUCAAGACUCUCGAACGUCAGAACCAGACUGUUGUUGAAUAUGAAGACAACUUCUAUCGUCAACGUCUACGAGCUCUGCAGAGCGUUGACGAGUUGGUCAAUGUUCUUCUUGAUCGUCUAGAGGAAAGCGGUGAUAUUGAUAAUACAUACAUUAUCUUUUCUUCUGACAACGGAUAUCAUAUUGGCCACCAUCGUAUUCCCCCAGGAAAGUCUACUGGCUUUGAGGAAGAUAUCCGUGUCCCGUUCUACAUACGCGGCCCCGGUAUUCCUGAGGGCAAAUCGGUUAACAGUACUACAACGCAUAUUGAUUUAGUUCCUACAUUCUUCGAGCUGGCCGGAAUUCCUCUCCGCGAGGACUUUGAUGGAGCCCCGGUACCUAUUACGCAAGGGACAGCAGGAACCAAACAUGAGCAUGUUGCAGUGGAAUUCUGGGGACAUGCGGGUUUCGAAGGGGAGUUUUCACGCAUUGGCCCCGACGCCGAUACCCACUUGUAUAACAACAGCUAUAAGUCGGCGCGUAUCCUCAGCGAAGAAUACAAUCUCUACUACGCCGUUUGGUGCACCAACGAGCACGAGCUAUACGAUCUUUCGGCGGAUCCGUACCAAAUAAAGAAUCUAUACUCUGUAGCCAAUAGUAAAAACGAUCGCUAUCUGGGACGCCCGCUGCAAGCAGUACAGAACCGCCUUGAUGCUCUGGUCCUGGUCCUACAAUCCUGCCAGGGACCCACCUGCAUUAAACCCUGGAACGUUAUCCAUCCGGAUGGAUCAGUGCAGAAUUUAAAGGACGCAUUGUCGCCAAAGUAUGACAGGUUUUAUGAGGCACAGCCAAAGGUAUCUUUCGAUACGUGCCUGGAUGGUUACAUCAUUUCAAAUGAGGGGCCACAGGUCGGGCUCCAAUACCGGAAUGGAUUGAGCUGGGAGGCUUGGACAUGA
Aspergillus puulaauensis is the source of this 1728-nucleotide messenger RNA. RefSeq names its product sulfatase family protein. The transcript is spliced from 5 exons. NCBI's taxonomy places the organism in Eukaryota, Fungi, Ascomycota, Eurotiomycetes, Eurotiales, Aspergillaceae. Bases 1 to 1728 code for a protein of 575 amino acids. Gene Ontology annotation, biological process: phenol-containing compound metabolic process. Gene Ontology annotation, molecular function: arylsulfatase activity; N-acetylglucosamine-6-sulfatase activity; glycosaminoglycan binding. The record is from RefSeq and is a predicted model, not a curated record.